UCUUACUUCCGCCUCAAGCUCAGCUGCUCCACAUCAUAUCCGUCAACAACCUACCGGGAGAGGCAAGCAUCUUCUACCACCGACUGGGUAACAUUGCCGCUCGCAAGUGACUGAAGAGUUCGAGCAGAGAUGGAAGGAAAGGCCGGAGACGCCUUCGACGUGGAAGCUGGGGAGGCAGCCACAGGAGGGUUUGGAAAGUAUGUUGGAAAGCUGUUGCCAAAGGGGUUCUCCGGCGGUGUGGCGAAGGAGUGGUUCGACCGCCGUCGCAAGGCCAUAAGGCCGUGGGUGGGGUUUGUCGACCAGCGGAAAUUCUCCAAGCCGCGGAACUUCGGGGAGCUCUGUCAGAGAGUGCUCCGUAACCUGGACUCCUACCAGAGCAACUACAUCUUCAUCUUCCUGGGCCUCAUCCUGUACUGCAUCAUCAGCUCUCCCAUGCUAUUGGUGGCCUUGGCUGUGUUUGUCGGUGCGUUCUACAUCAUUCACCUCCGCUCCCUGGAGUCCAAGAUGGUUGUGUUUGGGCGAGAGCUGACCAGGCCGCACCAGAUGGGCCUGGCCGGGGCCGUCUCCCUUCCCGUCUUCUGGUUGGCUGGAGCUGGGACUGCGGUCUUCUGGGUACUGGGGGCGACGCUGGCCGUGAUUGGCUCCCACGCCGCGUUCCACGAGAUGGAGGGCGCCGCCGACAUGGAAGAAAUUAUCAUGGAGCCCGUUUGACCUCUGACGUCCCGAUCAAGGACCUCUCCAGCUCCAGUGUACACUCGCCUUUGCCAUUAUGACGUAAAUGUUACUGACUUGACUGCAUGACACACUUUAGGGUACGACUUCAGGACAUGGAUGCACACAGACUCAUACGAAAUCAGGCGCGGAAACUGACUGACAGACCCGUUGAUUGACGCCCCCUGUGUCAUGCCUUGAUGGACAGAGAAGCUAACAAGUUUACAUGUGUACUUACUCAGCUUGCAAAUUCAUAUUAGCACACGUAUGUAUAUUUACCCAUAUUGCAUAUUCAUAUUUGCUUAGACUGUUUGUGUUCCUGUUGAAAGGGAACCUGAGAUACUUGCAAUCAAAUUAGUACAAAUGAAAUAUUUGUAGAUCAAUUAAUUGUGUGUACCAAAAACAAUGGGCAUUGAUCAUCUUCAUUUCUGAAAGGUGUUCCACUUCUUCCUUUUUAAUACUGGCGUAUAAUAAAGCUUUGUAUCGGUUGUCAGGCCACAUCCUGUAGUUAGUCUGACAUUUAUAUUCUGAUAAUUUAUGUGCACUAUACCUAAAAUGUGCGCCAGAAAUAUCAACGUUUGUCUUAAGAAAGCAUGUACAAAAUGGGUUUUUGUCUGAAGUCAAAGCUAGAAAAAAUUCUAUUACAAUGUAUGUGCAAACAGCGCCCUCUACUGAGUUAUAUUUGUAAAGGCAGUGGUGGAGAAGGUAAACAAAUUACCUUAUUUUCUCAUGAAAGGGUAGUGCUUUAUUAAUCCAUAUUUUUGGGGGGCCAUUUAGUUGAUCUUUUCUUAGUUGAUUUUUUUUUUUUCAAACCAAAAAUUUGGUAGAAAGAUUUUAUACCUGAAAACAUGUUUGUACUGUUUGUAUUAAAUUGAUCAGAAGUAUUCCAGGCAGCCUUCAGGCCAAAUGAUUUGACAUGUGACAUCUGCGUUAUCACCAAGCUGGUUUGAUGGGUCAGCUGUGCGAUGGCUCGACCUGUAGUGCAGUCUCUAGUCUGCCCCAGGUCCAGUCAGCAUUGAGCGAGCCCCUCGUAUCUCGGCUGGACUCUGCACUUCCAGUUCCAGCACGGAUCGUGUGCCCAGCGUAGUGCAUUCAGCGUGAUGUUCCGCCAUUUAAAACUGCCUUCCUCUCUCAGUCUACCUGUCUGGACAGCUUUCUUUCUAUUCUGUCUUUGUAUUUAUACUGACGGUUGGGAAGUGCAAUAAAUUAUUCUUCCUGUA
Molecule: messenger RNA, 1931 nt
Organism: Anguilla anguilla (European eel)
Lineage: Eukaryota; Metazoa; Chordata; Actinopteri; Anguilliformes; Anguillidae
Gene: rabac1
Product: Rab acceptor 1 (prenylated)
Exons: 6
Coding region: 130-711 (193 amino acids)
Cellular component (GO): Golgi apparatus
Source: RefSeq, a predicted model, not a curated record